CUGAAACUCAGCAGCUUUCCUGAAAAUGGUCCAUAUCCAUCCCCAAGGGGCUGCCCCUCUCCAAGCAGGAGCUGCAGGCAUGUCCAGGUAGUUGCUGUGUCACCCUCUUGCAGCAGUGUUGGGGGCCAAUAGUCACCCUGCUUCUCCCUGGAGGUAACUGCAUGUCCAGUGACAGCCCGUUAAUUGCCUGUGUGUAAUCCCCAAUGUGCUGCUGCUGCUUUGCAUGGAAACUUGGGGGCUGUGACUCCCAGAUGUGAGGCUGAAGUGCUCUGGGGAAGGCUCAGCAGUUUUUUUUUUUAACUCGGAAUUUAAAACUGAAUAAAAAGAACAUUUUUCCUUCUCACCCUUUUGCCAACAACCUUUUUAUCAUAAGAAGAGAACCAUGUUCUCCCUUGGGUAGUCUGGUGGCUGCCAGGUCCCUGUCGGCUGAGGAGCCAGGGCCCCAGAAAGGUGACUUUGCGGUAGGGCUGGGCUGUUGUUUUACUGUUGGGCCCCUGCACAGACCUAAUAAAUCAUGCUUGCCACAUCAGCAGUAGCAGCCAGUGUCGGUCUGAGCAGCUUUCUUCCAAGAAGUGGAUAAUCCAGAUGACCAGAGUCUCUGCGAUCUGAGCUGCAAGUUCAGCUCAGCUUCAGCAGGAGCCCUGGAAGAUGCUGCUGCAGUAGCUGCUGCGUUGCCGGAGGGACCUCGCUGGAAGGAGAACAGGGGGCAAAGCCAGAUCCCACAGCCACGUGCUCACCUCCCUGGGCUGGAGAACUCCCAGCAGGGUCUUGUUCAUUCCCACUGAACAGGUGUGCUGGUCCUGGAGCCUCUGUGCUCCACAAAUGAAGCCACUCACAGGGACCUCGUUGGGAGAGGGGGAAGAGGAGGCGCAGGGACUCACCCAGGGGCGCCGGCGGCGGCAGCGGCAGAGAAUGAGCUGCCAACCCGGCCCCUCACCCCGGAGGGAGCAGCAAGCAGAGCUGUCCGGGCUCUCCAUGUCUCCAGAUGAAGGCAGGAUAAGCAGUCCCCAGAGGCACCCAGAGAGGGUUUUGGCUGGGAGCCAGCAGAGUGUGGAGCGUGUCAAUGAGGUGCCAGGCAGGGACAGGCAGGAGCAGGCUGCUCACACCGGGGACAGUGACAGGACUGAAGAAGGUGCAGAAACCCUGGAGGAGCCAGUGCUGAGUUUCCCCAGUGAGCUCUCAGUGCUGGACAGGCUAGGCUUGCACAGGGUGGCUUUGACAGAGCAGGAUCUGGAGGCAGCCUUUGCCCACCUCGCGCUGGCUUUUCGCUGUGACAUGUUCACCCUGCAGCAACGGGUUCAGGUGGAGAAGCGGGCACGGGAUGCAGCAGAGGAAAACAUCCAGGAGGAGCUGGGGCAGUGCCGGGCUGCCCUGGAGAGGCUGGGUCCAUCCUGUGCCAAUGUGGGCUGCAAGGAGAUGCUGGAGCAGCUGCAGCACAACCUGGCUGUGCUGUCGGCAGCUGUCGAGCGGGCAACCAGCGCUGCGGAGAAGCUGGGGGCUGUACACCAGGAGGCCCGGAUGAGCCGAGCAGCAGAGGUGAUGGUCCAGCACGUGGAGAACCUGAAGCGGCACCACAUGCGGGAGCACGCGGAGCUUGAGGAGAUGAAGCGCCUGAUCCAGCAAAACUCCCGCAACCGGCAGCUGGCAGAGACCCAGGAUGAUGUGGAGCCACGGCUGAGGCCUCACCCCCUGAAGCGAACUUUCCAGCAGGGGUCUGCCCGCCGCAGAGUCAGCAUCGCUGUCAUCCCCAAGCAGCUCUUGCCAGGUGCCAGCCCUGACAGCCGAGCAGCCCUGGCAGGUGAGACGGAGCCAGAGGGGGCCCAGCGCUGGCCCAGCACCCAGAGGAGUGAACUGGAGCCACAGGGCCAGGGCAGUGCCAUGACUGAGGAGCUGGUGGCUGAGGCAGAUGACAGAGGCUCAAGGGCAGGGGAUGAGGAGCCGGAGCAGCUUGGGCUGACGUCCAAGGGAUCCGCAGUGGAGCUGUGGCGACCGUGGCUCUUCCUCCCGCAGCACUACUGGGUUUUCUUCUGGCUGCUUCUCCUGAGCAUCGCCUUCCUCCUCCUCAUCCGUGUCCUAGAGCUGCAGCGGCUGCAGUCUGCAGCAUCACCCAAGGCCUAGCUAGACCAGGGAGGGGAAGGCAGCUGGGAGGUGUCACUGCUCCUUCCCCAUGCCAUAAGUCACCAAAACUCUAGAAUAAUAAAGUUAGAGGAAAAAUGGGGGAGUUGUAAUGCUGGAGCAGGUGGAACACCCUGUGGUAGGAUCUAAGGUAUGGUUGGCACCAUAUAAGCGUGAAGGGUUCAGAGGGGCAGUCCUCACUGACGCUGUGAGUUUGCCUGUAGUCAGCACACUGAGGGGUGCAGGUGUGCCCCCACACGUCCCCUCUGCUGGGGACAGACUGGGCUGCCCACAGCCAUGGCUUUUCAGUA
Messenger RNA from Chiroxiphia lanceolata (lance-tailed manakin), 2426 nucleotides. RefSeq names its product lymphoid-restricted membrane protein-like. Lineage: Eukaryota; Metazoa; Chordata; Aves; Passeriformes; Pipridae. Gene Ontology annotation, cellular component: endoplasmic reticulum membrane. The record is from RefSeq and is a predicted model, not a curated record. The transcript is spliced from 15 exons. The coding region runs from base 823 to 2118 and encodes 431 amino acids.